Molecule: messenger RNA, 2262 nt
Organism: Xiphophorus hellerii (green swordtail)
Lineage: Eukaryota; Metazoa; Chordata; Actinopteri; Cyprinodontiformes; Poeciliidae
Gene: dhrs13b.2
Product: dehydrogenase/reductase (SDR family) member 13b.2
Exons: 8
Coding region: 81-1385 (434 amino acids)
Source: RefSeq, a predicted model, not a curated record
AGAAAAUGAAAGCGAAAGCUUCCUGACAUACACAGUUCUACACGGAGAACCAAAUUGGAAAUCACCAAUGAAUAAUCGCCAUGGGUCUGCUGCUGGAGUUUUUUCUAUGCUCUUUUAUAGCAACAGGUGUGCACUGUGUUAAUCAGAUCCAAUGGCUGCCCUGUCAGUUCACAGAUGAGCAUGUGAGCCUCAAUAAUGAGGGCCACAUUGAGACUCAGCUCAUCCAUAGACAGGCCAUGCUGCAGUUUGGUCAAAAAGGAGACACUCCUGUUAAUCCAGAUGCCAUCACUUUCCUGAUCACUGGAUCCAAGCUGGACCUGCGGCGGUAUCUGGAUGGGGUGGAAGCAGAGCAGCUGGAAUGUGAGCUGCGAAGGUACAGCACAGAGGGCAUACACAUCCACUGGCCCAGCCAGGAAGCGAAGGAUUACAACCGGUGGUUCACCUGCACCCUGAAGCAAGACAAGGGCCUGUUCACGGUCACCGGCUUCCUCAGACAUCCGUCUAACGAACCUCCACCGGGGCAGCAGGACUACCGCAGCUGGCCCGCUAUCGCUGACACUGAGAUCCUGACUACAUCUGUUGCCAUGGUUACCAAAACACAGACUCCCUCUGUGAAAGCCACCCUUGGUUCUCAGCAGAGGCUCCACUGCCAGUUCGGCGUCGAUCACCGGGGAGCAAACAUCACGGUGGAGUGGCACUGGCAGCAGCGUGGAGAGAGGACCAAACUCUUCGGCCACUCCAGCCGGACGGGGCAGAUCCAGGGCUCCGGAGUGGGGAAAAAGGCCCUCGCUGGAGGAGAUGCCACCUACACGCUGCCCUUCACCAAGAUGAGCAGUGAAGGGACAUACAUUUGCUCUGUGCUUGUAAAUCCACUGUUUGGGAAUCAGGACGUAGUGCUGCAUAUCGAAGAGCCUCCCCGUGUCUCCCUGAACGUGGGCAGUGUUCUAUCUGUGCUGGACGACGCUGAACAGAAGGUUGUCUGCGAGGCAGAGAACUACUACCCUCUGGACGUGGAGAUAAAAUGGUACGAGCAGGACCCGGCGGCGUUGGGUCAGCGGGUCGGGGCCCCGCUUCCCAAGAUGCUGCAGAACAUCCUGCUGUCCAGCCACAAGCACAACCAGGACAUGACCUACUCCUUGUCGGGCUUCUUCUACCUCAAGGCUUCGCUCGAGGCUUCUGGGAGGCAGUUCACAUGCAUCGUCUCCCAUAAGUCGCUAAGAAUGCCCAUCAAGAAAAGCUUCAUCCUGCAAGUUGAAGAGCCGACCAGCUGGACCUUUUACCUCAUGGUUUUCUUCAUCUUGGCCUUCCUUCUCGUUGUUCUGGUUGUGAUGCUGUCUGCCCUGCACACAGCAAUGAAAAAGUCUAAGCAGGAUAAACCAUACUGAGCAGCGAUGGACCAUGAAGGGAAUGAACACAACCAGCCUGGACUUCCUGACUUCUUCCUCCAUGUGCCUUUUAUGAUGAUCAUGAUAAUUUUGGACUUAUGUGAAGCUUCUGUUUUCUACAUUGCACUGACUUUAAUGUAAUUUUAAGAAUGAUAAUUCCUGGAUACAAAAACUUGACAAACUAAGAAACAAAAAAAUUACUCAAGUUUGACAAUUUAAUGUGUCUUUUGCUACUAAUUGAGGUAUGGAGCCCCAGCAUGUAUUCUGACUAAAUAUUGAAGAAGUUGUAUUUAUUACCAGAGCUACAAUUCCAUGCAAACGUUUUCACCCCCUUUGACUUUUUCACCCCCACAGUUUGCAGCAUUAAAGUCAAUAUUUCAUACUAUUUUCAGGGUUUUAUGGUGUAGAACAAUUCAAAGUGAAUAAAUCUCAAGAGGAAAAAUGAUGCAGGCAUGGUUUGCAACAUUUUUACAAAUAUAAAUCAUAAAGUGUGCCGUCCAUUUAUAUUUCUGCCAACUGAGUGAAUACUUUGUAGAAUCACCUUUAGACAGCUACAAAUCUUUCCAAACCAAAACAUUUGCCGAUUCUUCUCUUAAAUAGUUCAAGCUCAGGCAGAUUGGAUGGAGAACAUCUGUGAACAGCAGCGUUUAAUUCUUGCCAAAGAUUCUUAAUUAGAUUUAGGUCUGGACUUUGACUGGACCAUUCAAAAACAUGAAAAUACUUUGUUCUAUACCAGGAGUCUGUAACCUUUACAACCUAAAGAGCCAUUUUUUCUCUCAGGCCAGACAAAAACAAAAAACAAAAAAAAAACUCAUUUAGAGCUGCAAAAGACAACUUAUAUAUAAAUAUCUACUUUGGGGAAUGUGUUGCCAUAAUU